AUGCUCUUCAGCCUGUCAGUCACAAAGCCACACUUCACCACCAUGGUCAUCCUGCUGAUCCUGGCUGACAAGACGGCAGGUGGCCUAUUUGGAUUCCGCAUCAGCAAGAGGCCUUGGAUUCCAUGUGAACUUUACCACGGUGUAUGCAGAAAUUCCUGUGAGAAAUACGAGAUCCAAUACUUAACCUGCCCAAACAACAGAAAAUGCUGCCUCAAAUUCCCUACGUAA
Molecule: messenger RNA, 228 nt
Organism: Chionomys nivalis (European snow vole)
Lineage: Eukaryota; Metazoa; Chordata; Mammalia; Rodentia; Cricetidae
Gene: Defb116
Product: defensin beta 116
Exons: 2
Coding region: 1-228 (75 amino acids)
Biological process (GO): innate immune response
Cellular component (GO): extracellular region
Source: RefSeq, a predicted model, not a curated record